Messenger RNA from Ichthyophthirius multifiliis, 760 nucleotides. RefSeq lists its product as hypothetical. The transcript is spliced from 2 exons. NCBI's taxonomy places the organism in Eukaryota, Ciliophora, Oligohymenophorea, Hymenostomatida. Gene Ontology annotation, molecular function: protein binding. The record is from RefSeq and is a predicted model, not a curated record.
UAAGGAAAAAUAUAUUCUUCAAAACAAAAUAUUUAAGAAGCAAUAAAUAUUUUAUAAGAAUUAAAUCCUUCAGAAAAAUAUGAUCCUUAAUUAGUUGAUUGUUAUAUGAGUUUUGGGAUUGUAUAUUUUUAAAACGAUGAAAUAUAAAACUCAAUAGAAAGCUUUCAAAAGGCUUUUGAUAUAUAAUAAAUAAUAGAUUAAAACCAUCCUAUAAGUAUUUAUAGAUUUAUAAUUUUAAUUAAAUAAAAAAUAAGAUGGACUCAUUUUAGAAAAAUUAUCAAAAUCUUAUUCUAGAUAAGGUUCAAUUUAAAAAGCAAUUUCUUUGUAUGAAAGGGCUUUGACAAUUAAAUCAUAUACCGAAGAGCCAGAAAGUAAGAUACUAACGAAUUAUUUAAUUUAAUGUAAUUUAUAUUUUUAGGUAUUUUACUAUAUAACUUUACGUUGCAUUUAGGGGAUAAAGGUUAACUAUAAAAAUCAAUUUUAAUUACUCAACAAGCUUUACAAAAUAAUAAGUAUUUGAUGCCUGUACCUUUAUACGUUAAUGCUUUGUUAGAUAUUAAUUAUUAAAAUUUAAUUAACAAAUUAAAAAAAUAAGAAGCAAUGAAGAUUUAAGAACAGAAAAAAUGAAAAAACUUUGUGCUUAUAUUUUUUUAUUUUUUUUUCAAAUAGUUUUAAUUAAAAAAUCACUUAUAAUAUAGAUGUAUUUUUAUGUUAAUAUUUUGUUAUUUUUAUAUUAUCUGAUUUAUUAUAAAUCCAUAAA